Messenger RNA from Impatiens glandulifera, 1093 nucleotides. Its product is annotated as probable aquaporin PIP2-4. Gene Ontology annotation, molecular function: water channel activity. The record is from RefSeq and is a predicted model, not a curated record. Bases 70 to 909 code for a protein of 279 amino acids. Gene Ontology annotation, biological process: transmembrane transport. Gene Ontology annotation, cellular component: plasma membrane. The transcript has 2 exons. NCBI's taxonomy places the organism in Eukaryota, Viridiplantae, Streptophyta, Magnoliopsida, Ericales, Balsaminaceae.
UUUAUCUUUAUCACUCAACCAUCACCAAUUAAUCCCUUUUUCUCUUUGAAAAAGAAGCAAGAUUUGAUCAUGGGUAAAGACAUUGAAGUUGGAACCAAGGAUUACCAAGACCCACCGCCGGCACCCCUGUUUGACCUAGAGGAGCUAACAAAAUGGUCAUUAUACAGAGCCACCAUCGCAGAAUUUGUAGCCACUCUGCUUUUCCUCUACAUCACUGUCCUCACCGUCAUCGGCUACAAAAGCCAAUCCGAAGCCGACCAAUGCGGCGGCGUCGGGAUCCUCGGCAUUGCCUGGGCUUUCGGCGGCAUGAUUUUCGUCCUCGUUUACUGCACCGCCGGCAUCUCCGGUGGGCACAUAAACCCAGCAGUCACAUUCGGUCUAUUCUUGGCUCGUAAGGUGUCCUUGAUCAGAGCCGUAUUGUACAUAGUGGCUCAAUGCUUGGGAGCCAUCUGCGGUUGUGGCUUGGUCAAGGCCUUUCAGAAGGCUCACUAUAUCAAAUACGGCGGCGGCGCCAACGGACUUUCCACCGGCUACAGCAUCGGCACCGGACUUGGAGCAGAAAUUAUUGGGACUUUCGUCCUUGUUUACACUGUUUUCUCUGCAACCGACCCCAAGAGAAACGCGCGUGACUCGCACGUUCCGGUUCUGGCGCCGCUUCCUAUUGGAUUCGCCGUCUUCAUGGUUCACUUGGCAACGAUCCCAAUAACCGGCACCGGGAUUAACCCUGCUCGGAGUUUUGGGGCGGCGGUGAUUUAUGGAAAAGACAAAGCUUGGGAUGACCAAUGGAUCUUCUGGGUUGGACCCUUCAUCGGAGCAGCCAUAGCUGCCUUUUAUCACCAGAUUGUUCUUAGGGCAGCAGCGGUUAAAUCUUUAGGAUCAUUCAAAAGUAGCGGUAGUACUGCCUACUAGUUGAUCAAGAUCUGAAAAUUAAAUUAUGAAUAAAUUAAGGAGUGUUUAAGACCCUAAAUCAAAAUGUCUGCUGUUUUUUUGAAUGAUGUACUCAAAAUGUAAAUUUCCUCCUUUUUCUUUUUGCUGUUGGUUAUCCUAUUUCAAGUAAUUUAAUUAAGUAAAACCGAGAUAAUAGACUUUUUAA